This is a messenger RNA of Lutzomyia longipalpis, 2577 nucleotides long. RefSeq lists its product as uncharacterized. NCBI's taxonomy places the organism in Eukaryota, Metazoa, Arthropoda, Insecta, Diptera, Psychodidae. The coding region runs from base 1212 to 2384 and encodes 390 amino acids. The transcript has 3 exons. The record is from RefSeq and is a predicted model, not a curated record.
UUUCCCUGUAAUAGGCAAAUAUGCAGAACUGUCAUAUUUCACACUUUUGUUAAUCCAUAUACCUUCUUAGAAAAAAAUUAGAAACAGGUACUGUAUAGAUAUAAACGAGACAAAACAACUGAAAUAUUUCAGGUGCAACCAUAAAAUAAAAGUACAUAGGCACAUAAUUGAAAAAAAAACCAAACAUCUAGAACUAACAUGCAACAGCAAAUCGGGUUUGUUAAGGGGUUUGGAAAUACCAGUCAUUAAAUCACCAAACUGACCAUUUCUGAGAAUAUAAAUUUACGACCUUAGGUAGGACUUUUUAAAUCAUUAUAUUUUUGGAAUUUUGGAACCUUGCUUAGUGAUGGGUUUUUCCGUAAGAUAAUUUAAUAUAUGGGUGCUCAGUAGGAUAAUUCUUUUCGACGGGCACCAGAUUUGGGCAUUAUUUAUUAGCUUAAAUGAAAGAGGUGAGAGUCGUGAGUGUGAAUUCUUUUGAUGUGGACUCAAACAAAUCCUUGAUUCUUUUUUCGUAUUGUAUUUAUGAAUUAUAUUUUUAAAUAAUUAUUUUCACAAUCUAGAUUCCAACAACUCAUAAAAUUUAAACUCGAACUGUCUGAACUGUAUAUAUGUACCUGAAAAAUUUUGUGAAAAAUAUAUGUAUAUCUCCUAAGAGCAUAAAUUCUUGCAAUUUAAAGGAAAAGGAAUGAUUAGUUUUGGAAAGAAAAGUAAUCACUAUUAAUUCAUAUAACCGUUCCUAGAAAAUCUUAAAACAUUUCUUUCACAAAAUAUUCAUUAAUUAGAAGAAAUACAUUCAGGCCCAAAAUCCAAGAAUACAUGUUUCAGACAAAGUGAAUAGACAGAGAUAAUUUCUUUCACCCAAAUUAAGCAACAUAAGUAGUCUGAUCCCUUUUAAGAAUAAUUCUUUCCUAUUGCAGAUUGAUCAUUAUGUACCCUACUUUCUGCAUACAAGUACUUCUAUAUAAAUUGAAAAAAGGCUUUCCUUCAUGUUAGUUCAAUUCUGGUGUUUGAAGGAUACAUGUCAUACGAAACUACUGUUUUUUUUUUCUUUCGUGCCAAAGUGUUUUUUUAAGUUGGCUAUCAAAGUAUAAGUUUUCUAUAUAAGCCUAAAAAGUGCUUUUUGUGAAUUUUUCAAGUGUGCAAAAGUAUUUCAUAAACAAACGAAUUGACAAAAAUUGUGACUUUUCGAUAUAUAUAUAUAUAUAUUUAAAAUGUACUCUAUUGUUAAAACAAUUGAGAAAAAUGGACCAGCUAUUGUGGCCAUACCAUCUAUUUGGGUGAAAGAUGGACAUCUUUAUUGGCCGCGAGAUAACAGAAAUUUGAGAAAGUUAAGGAGGAAACAGGCGGUUCCAGAGGAAACAUGGGAAAAGCUUAAUUGUGAGAUUAAAAAACAUGGCAUUACUACGUGGGAUGAAGCCCUACAUCUCGAAAAAAUGCUAUGCAAAGUCGAAACUGAAAAUGAGGAAGAUGUUUUGACGAGACACACUGAUCAGAAAAAAUCCUUUAUACAAAAAAACUUCGAUUCGUCUAUACGUAACAUCGCAGCCUCAGCAGUUUCAGAAAAUUCUAGCACCUCUAUUGUUUCGGCAAAGAAGUCGCUAAAAAGAAAAUCACCGGAAGAUGAAGCACACGACUCAGUGGAACAUAGAGCAAAACAGUCGAAACUGUCGCAGAAAUCGCAGUUUAGUGUGAAUGGGAAUCUUCAAGACUGCGACACAGAAGACCACAAUCGCAUUAAUUUGGUAUCAAGAGAUUCACACGCAGAAUAUUCUUCUGACAGCACGGAUACAUCUCCGAAGGCACAAAACUCACCAGUGUCUUCGUUUAGCUUCAGCGAUAAGGAAGAAAUCAGUGUCAAAAACGCGAACGACAUAAUUUUGGCCAUUGCAAAUCUAACAAAGGGACAGGCUAGAAUUGAAACUAAGUUGGAUCAUGUGACUACUAUUCUUUUGAGAGACUCUUCUGGAAACAAGCAGCAGAAAAAAGUAACAGAAUGCGUUAGAAAGACAUACUUUCCCAUCAAAAGCUCUAAAGAUCUAUGUGCUCUUGAAGAAAAGCUAAAUGAGAAUGAUUUCAAAGAAAACGUAAUUGAAGAAUUUGGCAAGAUUCAUGGGGCCACAGGAGAAGGAAAGUACAAAAAGAUCGUCUACAAAUUAGUGGACGAUAUGUUUGAUCGUUGUAUUUUUACUUCUUUUUCUUGGAGUGGUAAAUCAAAGAAUAACAGAAAACAGAAUUUCUCCAGCUUAAAAAAUGUAUUCGACACAUUCUACCAAAUUGUCAAUAAUGCAGACAAAGCAUACACGAUUCACCUUAAUUACGAAUAUUUUAAGAGAUUUUUAAAAUACAGCUUCGAGAGAGUUGAGAGGAAUAAUAAGAAAAAAUAGAAUUUAUCAGAAGACAAAAACAAAAAAAAGAUUAUUGGAUCUUUGUAAGGUUGAAAAAAUAUAGAACCAUUUCGUCAAAGAAAUGCUAAUGCUUUGUGAAUUGAAAAAACUAGGUCAUAAGGUUUAAAAAAUAAAAUAAAUAAAUUUCAUCUUGUAACAUUGUCGAUAUUUUUGGAGAUGAAUAAAUUAAUUA